This is a messenger RNA of Galeopterus variegatus (Sunda flying lemur), 276 nucleotides long. Its product is annotated as zinc finger protein 781-like. Bases 1 to 276 code for a protein of 91 amino acids. The transcript is spliced from 3 exons. Gene Ontology annotation, biological process: regulation of transcription by RNA polymerase II. Lineage: Eukaryota; Metazoa; Chordata; Mammalia; Dermoptera; Cynocephalidae. The record is from RefSeq and is a predicted model, not a curated record. Gene Ontology annotation, molecular function: RNA polymerase II cis-regulatory region sequence-specific DNA binding; DNA-binding transcription factor activity, RNA polymerase II-specific.
AUGAAUGUAAGGAAUGUGGGGAAGCAUUUUGGCGCAGCUCAGAUCCUAUUAGACACAAGAAUAUUUGUCCUAGAGAGAAAUUCUAUGAAUAUACUAAAUGUGGGAAAACCUUCAACCAGAUUCCAGAUAUUACCCAACAUUAUGGAGAAGCCACGCAAGUGUAGCACAUGUGGAAAUGCACUCUGUGGACAUGUAAAACUUAUCCAGCAUCAAAGAAUUCACACUGGAGAGAAACCCUAUUUGUGCAAAGAAUGUGGGAGAGUCUUCAGUUGGUGA